Molecule: messenger RNA, 1420 nt
Organism: Ilex paraguariensis (yerba mate)
Lineage: Eukaryota; Viridiplantae; Streptophyta; Magnoliopsida; Aquifoliales; Aquifoliaceae
Source: the annotation of a GenBank genome assembly
AUGUUCCUUGUCAAGGCCUUUAAGCUUGUUGCGGGUGUCCCAGGAGUGACAGAGGCACUCUUCUUGGCUAGACAAUCUGCACUUGCUGAAGAGAAAAAAAAGUCAAGUGAGACCCCCAUGCUUUAUAGUUGUGGUCUUUGUGGCAAAGGCUAUAGAAGUGCCAAGGCUCAUGCUCAGCAUCUUAAAUCACGAAGUCACCUAGUGCAGGCUUCCCCGGGAAAUCAGAUUGGGGGAAGUACAAUAAUCAAGCCACUUGCAUCCCGUGUUGUGAAUAUGCCUCCACAACAAAGGCAGCAACACAAUGAAGAAAGCGAAGAAAGUGAAUGGGAGGAAGUUGACCCAGGUGAAGGCUUGGUUGAUGAAGCCACAGAAUCUUUGAAUCAUUUGGGUGUACAUGAACUUGCCUCCAAUAAGGAUAUGGAUGAUGAUGAUGAUGAUGGAUUUGAAGAGUUGAAUCCUUCUUGUUGUUUUAUGUGUGAUCUAGACCAUUACACAAUAGAAAGCUGUAUGGUUCACAUGCACAAGCAGCAUGGAUUCUUCAUACCUGAUGUUGAGUAUCUGAAGGAUCCAAGAGGCCUUCUUACUUAUCUUGGCCUAAGGGUUAAACGGGAUUUUAUGUGUUUGUACUGCAAGGAUAGAUGUCAUCCUUUUAGCAGCUUGGAAGCAGUGAGGAAGCAUAUGACUGCGAAAAGUCAUUGCAAAGUGCAUUAUGGCGAUGGUGAUGAUGAUGAAGAAGCAGAGUUAGAAGAAUUUUACGAUUAUAGUAGCAGUUAUGUGGAUGCUGAUGGGAAGCAGCUGGUUGCAUCAAAUGACAUGAACAACACUGUUGAACUUGGAAGUGAUGGAUCUGAGCUCAUCAUAACAAGAAGAACUGAUGAUGGAAUAUCAAGUAAAACACUUGGGUCCAGGGAAUAUUUGCGGUAUUAUCGCCAAAAACCGCGGCCAUCACCUGCAAAUGAUCUUGUCAUCACUGCUGCAUUAGCCUCGAGGUACAGGAGCAUGGGUUUGGAAACUGUGCAGUCAAGACAGCAUGUGGUGAGGAUGAAGGUGAUGAAGGAGACCAAUAGAUCAGGGGUGGAGGCCAUGCGUUCUAAGAUUGGGAUGAAUAGUAAUGUGAUCCGCAACCUCCCCAAGAAUGUCCCCCAUUAGUCUUUUGAUGCUAAUAUUCCCAGAUUUAAUGGUGGUGUUAUAUUUUGUCUUGUAAGUUAGAAACUUUCCUUUUUUUCCAAUUUAAUCUGCAUGACUUUUGGAUGGGCAAAGUAGUUAUUUGAAAAACAUGCCAUUUGCAACUCUUAUCAUUUUGGCUUAUGAUUUCGCUUUCAUUGAUGUUUUUAAGAGACUGAUUGUAAUGAGGCUGCGAGUUGAAACCUUUUUGACUAAAUAUGAAUGGUCUUAUGUCUGUAAACAAGCCGUGGUUAUG